Molecule: messenger RNA, 702 nt
Organism: Trichoderma atroviride IMI 206040
Lineage: Eukaryota; Fungi; Ascomycota; Sordariomycetes; Hypocreales; Hypocreaceae
Biological process (GO): polysaccharide catabolic process
Molecular function (GO): cellulase activity
Source: RefSeq, a predicted model, not a curated record
AUGAAGUUCCUUCAGAUUGCACCUACACUAUUGCCAGUGGCUCUCGCCCAAAGCUCCUGCAGCCAAUAUGCAACCUUCUCUGGCGGCAAUUAUGCACUGAGCAACAACCUCUGGGGACAAACCGCCGGUAGUGGCUCUGGCUGUAUCACUGAUGUAUCCUUGGGCGGUUCCGCCGUGUGGUCAACGACCUGGAACUGGUCUGGAGGCCAGAACAACGUCAAGGGAUACCCCAACAUUGCGCUCAACAUUCCAAACAAACGACUUGUCAGCAGCAUCUCAAGCAUGCCCACCACUGCCCAGUGGAGCUACACUGGCAGCAGCCUUCGUGCGGAUGUGGCCUAUGAUCUAUUUACUGCAUCAAAUCCCAACCAUGUGACCUAUUCCGGAGACUACGAACUCAUGAUUUGGCUCGGAAAAUACGGAGAUAUCCAGCCCAUUGGAUCUUCGCAGGGGACAGUCAACGUCGGCGGCACGAGCUGGAAUCUCUGGUACGGCUACAAUGGCGCCAUGCAAGUAUACAGCUUCGUGGCUCCCGGAAACCUCACCAACUGGAGCGGAGAUGUCAAGAACUUUUACACGUAUCUGCAGAACAACAAGGGGUAUCCUGCCUCAAGCCAAUACGUCCUCAGUUACCAAUUUGGCACUGAGGCCUUCACUGGAAGCGGAACGUUGAAUAACACUUGGACAGCAUCUAUCAACUAG